This is a messenger RNA of Piliocolobus tephrosceles (Ugandan red Colobus), 1425 nucleotides long. It is a transcript of the gene TPRX1, whose product is annotated as tetrapeptide repeat homeobox 1. Gene Ontology annotation, biological process: regulation of transcription by RNA polymerase II. Gene Ontology annotation, cellular component: nucleus. The transcript has 4 exons. The record is from RefSeq and is a predicted model, not a curated record. NCBI's taxonomy places the organism in Eukaryota, Metazoa, Chordata, Mammalia, Primates, Cercopithecidae. Gene Ontology annotation, molecular function: RNA polymerase II cis-regulatory region sequence-specific DNA binding; DNA-binding transcription factor activity, RNA polymerase II-specific. The coding region runs from base 1 to 1425 and encodes 474 amino acids.
AUGGAUGAAGCUGGAAACCAUCAUUCUCAGCAAACUAUCACAAGGACAGAAAACCAAACACCGCAUGUUCUCACUCAUAGGAGGAUGGGGCCCUGUCUGUCUUGUUCUCAGCUGUAUUCCCAGUAUCUGGGACUGUCCCAGACACACAGUAGCCCUCCCGUGGCCCCGGACCCUCCAAGGAGACAGCGGCAGGAGCGCACGGUCUACACUCAAAGCCAGCAGGAAGUGCUAGAAAUUUACUUUCAGAACGACCAGUAUCCGAACUAUGACAAGCGACUGACUCUGGCGAAGACACUCGAUCUCAAGGAGCACCAACUGCAGGUGUGGUUCAAGAAUCGCCGCGCCAAACUAGCUCGGGAGCGACGGCUCCAGCAGCAGCCGCAGCCCGUCCCUGGGCGGAGAGGCCGAGGAGCCCGCGCUGAGCCCCUAGUCCCUGCAGCCGCUGCCUCCGCCCCUCAGCCGGGCCUCUCGGGAAUCCUUCCAGCGGCGGAACCCACGAUCUGCAGCCUUAACCAGGCCUGGGGUGGCCCUGGGUGCAGAGCCCAAAAGGGCAUCCCAGAUGUCCUGGGUCCAGGCUGUGGCCCGAUCCCAGCCCCAAUCCGAGGCCCAGCUCAGGUCCCAGGCCCACUCCCUGGCCCAAUCCCAGGCCCAGCCCAGAUCCCAGGCCCACUGGCUGGUCCACUCCCAGGCCCAAUCCCAGGCCCAGCCCAGAUCCCAGGCCCACUCCUUGGUCCACUCCCAGGCCCAAUUUCAGGCCCAGCUCAGGUCCCAGGCCCACUCCCUGGCCCAAUCCCAGGCCCAAUUUCAGGCCCAGUCCAGAUCCCAGGCCCACUCCUUGGCCCAAUCCCAGGCCCACUGGCUGGUCCACUCCCAGGCCCAAUUUCAGGCCCAGCUCAGAUCCCAGGCCCACUCCUUGGCCCAAUCCCAGGCCCAAUUUCAGGCCCAGCUCAGGUCCCAGGCUCAGCCCAGAUCCCAGGCCCAAUCUCAGGCCCAGGCCCGAUCAUAGGCCAGAUCCCAGGCCCAGGCAGACCAGGAGGCCCAGGUCCCAUCUUAAGUCCUGGCCGGAUGCCAAGCUCAGGCUCACUUCCAGGCCCACCCCCGAUUUUAGGCCCAGGCCCAGGCCCAGGCUCAGUCUCAGCCCCAAUCCCAGGUCCAGGAUCAUUCCUAGCCCCAGCCCCAGUCCCCUUAUGGCCUCAGAGCCCCGAUGCCUCCGACUUCUUGCCAGACACCCAGUUAUUCCCUGAAUUCACAGAGCUGCUCCCACCCCUAGACCCCUUGGAGGGAUCCUCAGUCUCCACCAUGACCUCUCAGUACCAAGAAGGGGAUGAUUCUAUGGGCCAAAAAGACUCAGAGACUCAGUACCAAGAGGAAGGUGGCUCUGUGAAUGAAAAUCACUCAGGCCCCAGGUCAUUACUGGAUUUAUAG